AUGGCCUUGGCCUACAACCGGGCCGACACCCGCUUCCACAAGCUUGGGAAGCAUGAAGCCCAAGGUUCCCAGAGUGGCCUCCAAGAUGGUCUUCGAGCCCUCAAGCCUUUCUCCGCUGCGCAGGUGAUUGCUAUCGACUGGCGAGCUCUACAGACUUACGCCGGCAUCAAGAACACUCUGACGCUGCUAUUCUCUCACCUUGGCAGCAUUGAGCUCAUCGUCAUCGCCGUCCCUCAAUUGACCAAGAAAGCGUCUGAGAGAAACAAGGCAGGUGGUCCUUGUCACGGCACUAGAAGACAGACCCACAGCGCCAGUGGUCAACCCCUAUAUAUAUACAGGACAGGCAAUGGGGGCCGGAAGAGGCCAACAACGAGACCGCCGAUGCGCCGAGUGUCCCAAGGAAUUGACGCACAGUGA
This is a messenger RNA of Anthostomella pinea, 417 nucleotides long. The record is from the annotation of a GenBank genome assembly. NCBI's taxonomy places the organism in Eukaryota, Fungi, Ascomycota, Sordariomycetes, Xylariales, Xylariaceae.